AGAAAAGCGAGUCACGCGCUAGAGAGAGGAAAAACUGGAAAAAGAGAUUGCAGCGAGUGAGAGAGAGUGUUGAAGGAGAGCGAGUGGAGAUCAAUUCUCGGGAACCCUAAUCUCCCAAUUUGGGGGAAAAAUUCGUCGACUCGCCCAAACCAUCGCGUGGAUUUGCAGCUCUGAAGAUCCCAACUACAACAACAACACUAUAAAAACUACUACAGGAGCUCAAACGGAUGUUUGCUUUUCAGAUAGCCUCACAACAGACUUAACUGUAAGAAAACAGGCUGCACUGUCAUGGAUAUAGAUCUUAGAUUGCAUUCUGGAGAACAAGAUAAGGAAGUAGAAGAAACUAACGGGAUUGUUGUCAUGCUAGACGGGGAAGAAAAACCCCUCAAUAUAGAGGGAAGUGUGGAAGAUAUUGAGGAGAAGUUGCACAUUGAAGACGAAGAGGAAGUUGGCUCUCCCCUAAAUGACAUAGAUUUUAAAGACGUGACAAUUCUUGAGCCACUUCCAGGUAUGGAAUUUGGAUCGCACGGCGAUGCAUAUGCUUUCUAUCAGGAAUAUGCUCGAUCUGUCGGAUUUAGUACUGCAAUCCAAAACAGCCGCAGAUCGAAAACAUCGAGAGAAUUCAUUGAUGCGAAAUUUGCAUGCUCUAGAUAUGGCACAAAGCGUGAGUACGAGAAAUCUUUAAACCGUCCACGUAGUAGGCAAGGAGCCAAUCAGGAUGCGGAGAAUGCUACGGGGCGAAGAGCAUGUGCCAAGACAGAUUGCAAAGCAAGCAUGCAUGUUAAGAGAAGAUCCGAUGGGAAAUGGAUAAUACAUAGAUUUGAGAAAGAGCAUAACCAUGAGUUAUUACCUGCCCAAGCUGUAAGCGAACAGACAAGAAGGAUGUACGCUGCAAUGGCGAGACAGUUUGCUGAAUAUAAAAGUGCGGUUGGUCUUAAACACGACCCAAGAAGUCAAUUUGAGAAGGCCAGGAAUACGGCAUUGGAUGCUGGAGAUGUGAAUAUUUUGCUCGAGUUUUUCGUCCAGAUGCAGAGGCUGAACUCUAACUUCUUUUAUGCAGUAGAUGCCGGUGAAGACCAACGCCUGAAGAAUUUUUUGUGGGUAGAUGCUAAAAGCAGGCAUGAUUACGCCAGUUUUAGCGAUGUUGUGUCUUUCGAUACGAGCUAUGUAAGAAACAAGUACAAAAUGCCGUUAGCUCUCUUUGUUGGGGUCAAUCAGCACUAUCAGUUCAUGUUGCUUGGAUGUGCGUUGAUAUGUGACGAAAAUGCAGGCACAUAUUCGUGGGUGAUGCAGACAUGGUUGAAAGCAAUGGGCGGUCAAGCUCCGAAAAUUAUCAUCACUGACCAAGACGAGGCUAUGAAGUCUGUAAUAUCCGAUGUUUUUCCGUCGGCUCUUCAUUUUUUCUGUUUGUGGAACAUCACGGGGAAAGUUUCAGAAACAUUGAGCCAUGUAAUAAAGCAGAAUGAGAAAUUCAUGUUGAAAUUUGAAAAAUGUGUUUACAGAUCGUGGACCGAUGAUGAGUUUGAAAAGAGGUGGCAUAAACUGGUGGAAAGAUUUGAGCUACAAGAAAAUGAGUUGAUCCAGUCAUUGUACGAAGAUCGUGAAAAGUGGGUGCCUAACUUUAUGAAAGAUGGGUUCUUAGCUGGGAUGUCUACAGGUGUACGAUCGGAGAGUGUGAACUCUUUCUUCGACAAGUAUGUACAUAAAAAGACCACCGUGCAAGAGUUUUUAAAACAAUACGAAACAAUUUUGCAAGAUAGGUAUGAAGAGGAAGCGAAAGCAUCUUCCGAUACAUGGAAUAAACCACCCGUUUUGAAGUCUCCUUCGCCAUUUGAGAAGCAUGUGGCUGGGCUUUAUACACAUGCCGUUUUUCGGAAAUUUCAAGUCGAGGUUUUGGGGGCGGUGGCUUGUAUUCCUAAACGAGAGGAACAAGUUGAUGCCACCGUUACUUUUAAAGUUCAAGAUUUUGAGACGAGUCGAGAAUUUGUUGUCACGUUGAACGAAAUGAAAUCUGAAAUUUCCUGCAUUUGCCGAUUAUUUGAGUUCAAAGGUUUUCUAUGUAGGCAUGCAAUGAUUGUUCUUCAAAUCUGCGGUAUUUCGACGAUUCCUAUGCAGUAUAUUUUGAAAAGAUGGACCAAAGAUGCUAAGAGUAGAUACUCUAUGGGAGAAGGGUCUGAAAUGGCGCAGACGAGGCUGCAACGGUACAAUGAUCUUUGUCAAAAGGCGAUAAAAUUGGGUGAAGAAGGAUCGUUAUCGCAGGAGAGUUAUAAUAUGACACUUCGCGCACUUGAGGAUGCUUUUGAGAAUUGUUUGAAUGCUAACAACUGCAAUAGGAAUCUUCUAGAAGCUGGACCUUCAGCCUCGCCGGGUAUUCUGUGUAUCGAAGAAGAUAUUCAGAGUGGAAGUUUGAGCAAGACAAAUAAGAAGAAGAAUAAUACUACGACUAAGAAAAGAAAGGUAAAUAUGGAGCAAGAUGUUAUAACAGUUGGUGCAACAGAAAGCAUGCAACAAAUGGAGAAACUGAGCUCUUCUCGACCAGUCAAUCUUGAUGGAUUUUUUGGUCCUCAACAAAGUGUCCAAGGAAUGGUACAACUUAACUUAAUGGGUCCUGCACGCGAUAAUUACUAUGGGAACCAGCAGACCAUUCAGGGACUGGGCCAGUUGAACUCUAUUGCACCCACCCACGACGGUUAUUACGGCACUCAACCAGCCAUACAUGGACUGCAAAAAUGUCCACCGUUUUCAUUCUUUAAGGGGCAAAUGGAUUUUUUCCGCACUCCAAGUUUCGGAUACGGUAUUCGGGAGGAUCCAAACGUGAGACCUGCACAGUUGCACGAUGACGCAACAAGACAUGCUUGAGAACUAUCUUCCUCGACUAUUAAGAAGAGUUGUGGAAUAGAGUUAUCGGUGACUUAAUGUUAAUACAAGAUUAGUAUAUCCUGAGUGAAAAGAAUUGCCAGAGAAGAUUAUUUAUCUCUUCGUUCCGUUUGGUGGUAGUGAAUGAAUCAUGUGUUAUUGUGAUUUAAUGUUGUAGUUGAUUUUAGCUGUGUAUUACUAGUUAAUUCAUCAUGGUAAUUAGGAACCCGAAAAUGAGAGAAAAUUGUUUUGAAGUAUAAUUAAGAAUGUGGUUGUUUGUUGUGAAAACUAGAAAGGUAUAUGCAAGAAAUAGAAAUAGAAUGCUUUGUCCAA
Messenger RNA from Erythranthe guttata (spotted monkey flower), 3189 nucleotides. It is a transcript of the gene FHY3, whose product is annotated as far-red elongated hypocotyls 3. NCBI's taxonomy places the organism in Eukaryota, Viridiplantae, Streptophyta, Magnoliopsida, Lamiales, Phrymaceae. Gene Ontology annotation, molecular function: zinc ion binding. Gene Ontology annotation, biological process: regulation of DNA-templated transcription. The record is from RefSeq and is a predicted model, not a curated record.